AUGAAGGUUACGCAAAUCUUUCAAUUAGAUCGAGGCCCAUUUACUGCAAUUGGCUAUCAUUGUCUUUCAACUAGCAGCUCAUAUUAUUUAUCUAUGUCCCUUGAUUUCAACGCUUUGGCUCAACAAUUCACCGAGUUCUAUUACAACCAAUUUGACACCGAUAGAAGCCAAUUGGGCAACCUUUACAGGAAUGAGUCCAUGUUGACCUUCGAAACUAGUCAAUUACAAGGUGCUAAAGACAUUGUAGAGAAGCUGGUCUCUUUACCUUUCCAAAGGGUUCAACACAGAAUCACUACUUUGGACGCCCAACCUGCCUCUCCAAGCGGCGAUGUUCUUGUGAUGAUUACUGGCGAUCUGCUGAUCGAUGAGGAGCAGAACCCUCAACGUUUCUCACAGGUUUUUCAUUUGAUUCCAGAUGGUAGCUCCUACUAUGUGUUCAAUGAUAUCUUUCGUUUGAACUACUCUGCUUAA
Molecule: messenger RNA, 471 nt
Organism: Torulaspora globosa
Lineage: Eukaryota; Fungi; Ascomycota; Saccharomycetes; Saccharomycetales; Saccharomycetaceae
Gene: NTF2
Product: Ran GTPase-binding protein NTF2
Exons: 1
Coding region: 1-471 (156 amino acids)
Biological process (GO): protein import into nucleus
Cellular component (GO): nuclear pore central transport channel
Source: RefSeq, a predicted model, not a curated record